Molecule: messenger RNA, 414 nt
Organism: Zymoseptoria tritici IPO323
Lineage: Eukaryota; Fungi; Ascomycota; Dothideomycetes; Mycosphaerellales; Mycosphaerellaceae
Exons: 1
Coding region: 1-414 (137 amino acids)
Source: RefSeq, a predicted model, not a curated record
AUGUCGUUCAAUUCUGCAACCAGCCGCGACAUCACCACGGUCGAUCCUCUCUCCACCUCAACAUCAAGUCGAUCGAUCGCUAUCGCUAUCGCCACGUCUCCCUCCUGCUCCUCAUCUCGAAGAGAGAGCUUCAACGCUCCGUCCUCCAUCUCAAAUCCAUACUCAUCCUGCGCCUACUCGAGCUGGCAAUCUUCAUCCACUGGCCACACGAGCGCAUAUGUCAGCGAUGAGGACCUGUGGGGCAACGACGAUGAAGCAUAUCUGAGUGAGCCACCGCCGCCACCGCGCUCGGCUGAAGUUUGGCUUGCCCGACCUUUACUGCCUCCCGUCGUUCCGAUCAAGCCCAGACGCUGCAGUACGGAGCCCAAGAAAGAACGACGCAGUAGCUCCACUUCCAGCAAGCGCAAGACCUGA